AUGGGUCCUAUGUCAGAGCGGGGUGCGCCUCCGCUUCCGAAACUAUGUCGCCGAUUAACCAUCUUCCACGAGGAUCCGAUUAACUCAUCCUUCAAAGCUCGAAAGAACAUAGUCACUAUAGUGUUCAUAAAACCAUGCACCGCAGCUACGGACAGCCCCGCUAAUGACGUGAGAAAGAAGAUGGUAAGGAUAAGACGAGAGGCCAUGGCAACAGUUUCUCAUCCUGGCGGGGACUGCCCGCCGGUCCCUAGGCUCCCAUCCAUCGAUGGCAAACUAUCGAUACAUCGAUACAUCGCUCCCUUGGCAUCGAACUCCCGCUCCGCGAGACUGCUUGCCUUCCACCAGCCUUCAGUUCCUUCUCCGUUUAGGAUUGCACUGUCCCCCUUCGAGACCGAUUUAAAGCUCUUUCAUUGUUCCUUAUCUUGA
Messenger RNA from Nezara viridula (southern green stink bug), 426 nucleotides. The record is from the annotation of a GenBank genome assembly. Lineage: Eukaryota; Metazoa; Arthropoda; Insecta; Hemiptera; Pentatomidae.